This is a messenger RNA of Musa acuminata AAA Group (dessert banana), 876 nucleotides long. Its product is annotated as E3 ubiquitin-protein ligase SINA-like 7. The coding region runs from base 1 to 876 and encodes 291 amino acids. The transcript has 2 exons. The record is from RefSeq and is a predicted model, not a curated record. Gene Ontology annotation, molecular function: zinc ion binding. Lineage: Eukaryota; Viridiplantae; Streptophyta; Magnoliopsida; Zingiberales; Musaceae.
AUGGAGAAGUACACCAGGAGCAAGAGAGGGCAAGCUGCUUCUACCAAGUGCUCGGGAUCGAAAUCGAAAUCGAAAUCGAAAUCGAAGGUAGAACAUGCAUCUACUGCUCCCUCUGAGGCAGCAGGGAGCCAGAAAAGCCGCAACAGCAACGACACGGGCGUCGACACCGGCAGCAUUGCCCUCCGGGUUCUGGAAUGCAUAGUAUGUUUCGGCCCGCUGUUGCCACCUAUCUACCAGUGCCAAAAUGGUCAUGUUGCAUGCCAUCCAUGCUACGAGAAGCUUCGUUAUAUAUGCCACACCUGUAAAUCUCUCCUGAGUUACACUCGAAAUCUAGCUCUGGAGAACGUGAUGGAAUCCGUGAUGAUCUCUUGCCCUCAUGCCUCGUUUGGUUGCGAAGAAACUGUUGCUUACAUUAAGCAGCAGGAGCACGCGGAGAAGUGCACCUAUGCUCCUUCCUCGUGCCUGUUUCCGGAUUGUAACUAUGCGGCUUCCUUUAAAGAACUGAUCAUCCACGCCACGAAAAAGCAUCACCUCCCAACCCUUUCGUUCAUCGACGGGAGCCCCUUCUAUGAGUUCUUGGAUUUCCAAUCUAUAUUUCUUAUUCAUCAUGAAACUAAUACCUGCUUUCUCUUGCGUAAUAGUGGUGAGAUAGCUUCAGGGCGAGCUUUUUCAGUCGUAUCCAAUCGAUCAUGCUUGCGAAGGACAAAUUGGCUGUAUGAUUUGUCGUUGGUUGAUGUACUGGAGUUUCGGCUAUGCGAUGCCCCUGUUGAACAAUUGGACAACCAGUCCUCUUCUGAAACUAUUCUCUUUGUACCUCAGAAAUACUGUACUCCCCUUGUGGACAACUUGAGAAUUUGCAUUCGCAAAAUCUCAUAG